CUCUGUCUGUCGUUCUUUCGCCGGCCACUUCCUGUGUUGUUUGUUGUGACGGGGAGACGUGGUGGGCAACGGUAAUGUACAUCAGUCUGACAUAAUCAGGGCUAACUUUUGUCAUAGUUAAAAUGAGAGAAGUGUUUCAAUUUUCUAAACCGAAAAGAACUCUUUUAAUAUGACUUCCAAUACUGUCAGUCUCGUGGAACUUGUAGAUUUGUCCUUAGGGACACCAGAAGUGGUCAACUACAAUGCUCUCCGCCGACUGCUGGUUGUGAUAGUUGAGAAUCUAAACCUCGGAGACUUGCAAACUGAACUUUCUCAGUCAGAUUUGCAAGAUGGAAGUGGUAUUUCACAAAGUAAGACUGUUCUCCAGUCCCAAGAGGAACUUGAGAAAAAAUUAUCAAAGUUGGAAACACAAAUUGAGUCGCUAAAUGCAUUACCAUCGAAUGAAAACUUGUUGGAACGAACUAGAAGUUCUUCAACUGAAAGUGUUAAACCAGUUUCUGAAAUGUGGCAGCUAAUGCAACUUCAGAAAAAAGUAGUUGCAAAUGAAGAAGGAAUAUCAAAGCUUAUGAGUAUGAUGGAACAUAUGAUGUCAGAGGUCAAUGACCUCAAAGGCCAAACAUCUAGUUGGAAAUCAGAGCUGGACAGUUACAAGCAGCUGAUUAAUGCGGUUGAAGAGAAAUGCAAGAAUGCUGAUGAGAGGAUCAGAAAGCUGGAGGAAUCAACUUCAUCCAUUGACAAGAUACAAGAGUUACAGUCACUAAUGAAUGAUUUCAAUAACAAACUGAAUGUGUGGCCAGAUCCAGCAACAGUUGUUACAUGGCCUGCGAUGGAGGACGCCCUCAAGGGAAUCCAAACUGAGCCUGUGGCUGUCUACGACAACACAUCACAAACAACACCAAUACAUGAAUCUACGAGAAUUCAAACAAUGCCUAUGCAUGAUGCCCAUGUGCAAACUAAGACUCCAGAGCCUCAUACUAUUCCCCCUUCACCAGUUCCAUCAUCAAGGCCUGGAACGGCAAGCUCAGGCCACUCUGCCCACCCAUCACUGGAAAUUCAACAAAUUCUGCGUGACCUUGGUGAGCUACGAGGCGACCAUGAUAAACUGGACAACAGAGUUAAAACACUAGAGGAAACAAUGCCAACUAAGGUUGACCUUUCGGAGAUCAAAGAAUUAUUAUCUGGUCAACGAGACAUUCCUGAAGAUCUAGCCAGUCAGCUUGAAUCUCUCAGUGAACGCUUGGAUGCUCUUUCUAAAAGCCAAGUAAAGGAUAGCGAGUCUCUUACUGAAAUGCAAGGCGUUUUGCUGCAACUUCAAGCAGAGGUUGAGAAGUUGAAUAGUACUCUUGUUCAUCUUGUUGAUGAACACAACGCCAAACAGAAACACAUCGAUGCUCUCUACACCUAUAUUGAUCGUCUGCAAGAAUUCAAGGCAGAUAAGGAGCAUGUUAUCAUGGAGAUAGAUGUGAAAGCAGACAAGAGGGCUCUUGACAACAAGAUUAGCCGAGCUCAGUUUGAGGGCACUGUUGAUGAACUUUCCAAGAACUUACAAGAGGUCAUGCAUAAGUUAUCAGGACAUACAAAUGCUUGGGAGGAUGCAGUCAGUGAGAUGAAAUUGGACAUUGACAACAAACUUGAUCGAAUGGAGCUUGACCCAUUGAAGUCAUACCUAGACAAGCGCAUUAAAGUUGCCAGUGCUAAAAUGAUUCCCAAGGAAACGGAGGGAAUUGGAGAAAAUGCUGCAGGAUUUAGAAAACCUUUGAUGCAGAAGUUCCAUUGCAUAUCAUGUGACAAACCGCUAGACAUAGCAACACAUGGGCCGAUCGCAUCUCUCCCAGAGUCAAAACCACUUCCUGGAAACAGGUCAGGUCGUCCCUAUACAACCUUUGAACUGGAACAAAUUAGAGCAGCUCAGAAAAAAAACUUACCCCCUCUGUCAACAUCUGGAGACUAUCCUUCAUUCCAAAUGGAACCUAAUGUCAGCGGCUUGCAAGGAGAAUUAAUGAAAAUGAAACACACAAAACAAAUGACGGAGUUCCUAAAAGUAAAAGCACAGGAAUCCAGUAAAUGGAGCUCCAAUUACCAAGAUGUUCCUGCUUAUUUCUCUGCUUCAAGAAGCUGCGGCGGUAGCCAUACGCUGACUUACCCCCACCGAAGGACAAACCGAGUCCCAUAUCUCAAUCAAGCAUUUCAAGAUUUAGAAGGUGAACCAAUUCGUGCUAUCAAAGUUGAACAUGAUAUUCAGGGUCAAGAUGGACAUAUAUAUAAAGGUCGACAAGACACAGACAGACUCCCAAACCUUGCAGUCCCUAAGAACACAAAACCAAGUCGGCCCGGAUCAGCACGACAAGCUAGUCGUCCGCACUCCGCCAAGAAUGGCAACAAGAGGCCAAUGAGUGGAAGAACAUCCAAGUCUCCAAGACCCCCAGGAUCCCCUGAGGGCUUUAGAGUAGAAGCACAGCUACCAUCGGCUAGCCUGGAAAAUUCACCAGAACAGGCAAACCAGCAUAAAAUCCCUGCCGAAAAACCUUUAGAACAAGUCCAGGCUUAAAAUCUCAAAUUCUUAAAUAAUAAUGAAUAUAUAAUCUAUUUUCAAAAAUUGUAUUUUUAUUAAGUUAAGGUUUAAUCUUUCCCAAAUAUAGCGAGUAAAUGGUUAUUGUAAUACAAUAGAUAUAUUUAAUAUGUUUUGUAUAUAUUGAAGUUUUAAACUAUGCACUGCGAUAAACGAAGCAAUAUUUAUUGUCUAUAAUGAAUCACCUUGAUUUCACAUCUACUAGUCUUUUUAUUUUAUAGUUAUUUCGAGGUUAUGGGAGUGGUCAACUAAUCAUCCAGUUGCUAGUUUGAAAGAGUGUUUGUGUGAAACUUUUGGUAAUUUUUAAGAUGUCUUAAUUUCAGUGGCGUAUCUAGAAGUCUUAAAAUAGGAGUGCUGAUGGGAGGGUGCAAAGGUGAAAUGGGGUUACUCGAUCAGUUUGGGGGUGCUAACUUGAAAAAUAAGCUGAUUUUAGGUGAUUUUUAUAUACUUGCAAGUGAUUUUGGGUGGGGGGGCGCCCUGUGCAUCCCCCUAGAUACGCCGCUACAUAAUUGUCAAAUAAUCGUCUACACUGUGUAUUCUCGAUUGGUUGUUAUAUGCUUUACCAUUUUGAGUUUAUUGUCAUGUAAGGUAUAGGUAAAGGUAUUAGAGCCUCUUAAGUGUAAUUGGGGCCAGACUGGGCAAUGCUUUGAGGGGAUCGCCACUCCUUCUCACAGUGAGUCUGUUUACCUUCCCAGCAUAUGUCGAUGUCUGUUUAUACUUUAGGUAGAGGGAGACAAACGCAGA
This is a messenger RNA of Anneissia japonica, 3313 nucleotides long. Its product is annotated as glutamine-rich protein 2-like. NCBI's taxonomy places the organism in Eukaryota, Metazoa, Echinodermata, Crinoidea, Comatulida, Comatulidae. The transcript has 19 exons. The coding region runs from base 170 to 2548 and encodes 792 amino acids. The record is from RefSeq and is a predicted model, not a curated record.